This is a messenger RNA of Klebsormidium nitens, 833 nucleotides long. The record is from the annotation of a GenBank genome assembly. Lineage: Eukaryota; Viridiplantae; Streptophyta; Klebsormidiophyceae; Klebsormidiales; Klebsormidiaceae.
GCAAAACUAUCGUUCUCAGCGUCGAAGCUCAGCCUUCAUUGCACUGUUCAGUGCCCUUCUUGUCCGCCAACCGUUACCGCCUUCUUCCUCUUUCCAGCUGCAUCCCCUGACAGCAAGGCGGCGGGCUGCGGCGGCCACGCUCUGAGCAGCAGCCAUGUCGGACGCCAAGGCGAGCACCAUCCGGACGAGGAAGUUCCUCACCAACAGGCUGCUGCAGAGGAAGCAGUUCGUUAUUGAUGUGCUCCAUCCUGGCAGGGCAAAUGUGUCAAAGGCUGAGCUGAAGGAGAAGCUGGCCAAGCUGUACGAAGUCAGGGACCCCGCGACCAUCUUUGUGUUCGGGUUCCGCACCCAGUUCGGAGGCGGCAAGUCGGUCGGCUUUGGGCUCAUCUAUGACAACCUGGACGCUGCCAAGAAGUUUGAGCCCAGAUACAGGCUGGUCCGGAACGGCUUGGAGACCAAGAUCGAAAAGUCAAGAAAGCAGAUCAAGGAGCGCAAGAACAGGUCACGGAAGGUCCGCGGUGUGAAGAAGAACAAGGUGGCUGGAGACUCCAAGAAGAAGUAGAUGGGACAGAGCAUCAAUCUCUCUUGUUGAAACUUCUUCAUUUACGACAGUUCUCCCCACCAUUCCAUUCAUUCCGAUGUUGUCACAUUCCGCCGAUGACGAGGGAUGUGAGAGUGAGGAGAUGUGUGCCGAAGUCAUACAUAGCGCAUGAUGAUGUUAGACGUCUUCUGUUAAAUCAGCGUUUGCUUUGGACUUGUUACAUCCGUAUCCAUCAGCGCAUGAAUCACUAAGAGGCAAAGAAGUUCCGAGCCAGCCGGUUAAAUUGUUUGAG